AUGGCUGCGAUUCUUCAAUGUAUCCAGCCGCUUUAUGAUGCCUGCUUCUGUCCGGGUAUCCCAUUUAAGUAUCGAUGGCGCCUACUCACUCUUGUUCCAAUCAACAUACUCGCUUAUUCUCUAAAAUGUCUGCCGUGGAUCUUCUCACGUUCCUAUACUGUGGUCCGAAUCCCCCUGCGUCGAAGUCCGAACCACUCCGGGCGUGCUCUCGUUUUCACACCCGAAUUCACCUCUAAUUCUUUACGGCCCCUCCAUAUCCAUGUCCACGGGGGUGGAUUCAUCGGCGGCAUUCCGGAGAUGGACAAUGCCUUUUGUUCACGGAUGGUUCAGGAGACCGGUGCCGUUGUCAUAUCCGUGUCAUACAGACUGGCACCCCGAUAUCCGUUUCCAGCUGCCCACGAGAACGUCCAAGACGCGGCAGCUUAUGUUGUGGAGAACGCAGAACGACUCUGGGGAGCCAACCCGAAGCUGUUAACGCUGAGUGGAUGUUCCUCUGGCGCAAACCUGGCUUUGGGCAUUUCCCAAAGUCUUUCAGAUACUGAGCAUCCAGUUCAAGGAGCGCUGAUGUUUGAUAAUCCUGUUGACCUCCGCAUCCCUCCAUGGGAGAAGCCAAAACCGCCGGGAUUCCCGCCAUACGACCCCCUGUCCUUCCUGCUCCCUCUUUUCGAUGUAUACGCUGACUCGGCACAGUCUCGCAGACUUGAAGAUCCCCUGUUAAACCCCAUUUUAGCGGACAUACGCACUCUGCCGCGGAAAAUGCUCUUCAUCGUUGCUGGCGCGGAUAUUCUUCUUCACGAAGUGACGAAUUUUGUAGAGCGUCUGCAGAGAGAAGCUGAAUUACUGAACUCCAAGGAGAUUGACAUGGCUGAUUCCACGGGAAGGUAUGAGAUUCAAAGCAUGGUGUUUGAAGGACAGGUCCAUGGCUGGUUAGAUCUUAUGUCUUUUAUGAUUGAUGAAAACAUGAGAAUCCAGGCGCUCAAUGCUGCCUACGAUUUUAUUCGUCGCAUUCAUGCGGGGAGUGGAUGGCAAAAAGCAAGCUGA
Messenger RNA from Paracoccidioides brasiliensis Pb18, 1041 nucleotides. RefSeq lists its product as uncharacterized. Gene Ontology annotation, molecular function: hydrolase activity. The record is from RefSeq and is a predicted model, not a curated record. The transcript has 3 exons. The coding region runs from base 1 to 1041 and encodes 346 amino acids.